Molecule: messenger RNA, 5987 nt
Organism: Syzygium oleosum
Lineage: Eukaryota; Viridiplantae; Streptophyta; Magnoliopsida; Myrtales; Myrtaceae
Product: putative disease resistance RPP13-like protein 1
Exons: 6
Coding region: 291-4523 (1410 amino acids)
Biological process (GO): defense response to other organism
Molecular function (GO): ADP binding; protein binding
Source: RefSeq, a predicted model, not a curated record
UUUUAUAUUGAUUUCUCUAAUUUUUUAUGUGCAUCUUUAAAAGUCUUGGUCUUCUUUUCAACUCUUUGGUAGGUGAAAGUCUUGGUCUUCUUGAACUUGAUAAUUUUCUCUCUCCAUUCGCUCAUUAUCACUUGGCUUCACCAUAAUCCAUGCUUGUGCCCCUGCUCAAUAGUGUUCUCCUCUUGCUCGUCCAAACCUAGUGCUUGUGCUUGUUGAAUUGCUGUCGUUGAUCUCAUCCUGUUCACCGAUCUGCUCCAGAAAGUCUAUUUCGAAUAGUGACCGAUUCACCCAUGGCCAUUGGAGAGAUCGUUUUGGGUUCCUUCUUGGCUUCCCUCUUUCAGGUCCUGUUCGACAAGUUGGCUUCUCUCGCAUUGGGCUAUGCACAACGGGAAGGAAUUAGCACCGCCCUGCUCAAGGAGUGGGAGGAGAUGCUGGUCACAAUCAAUGCAGUGUUGGCUGAUGCAGAGGACAGGCAACUCAGGGGUAAGCCUCUAGUGAAACUGUGGCUGGACGAUGUUAGGGACUUGGCCUAUGACAUGGAAGACUUGCUUGAUGAGUUCGUGAUCCAAGCCGGUCAGGUUGACUCAGAGGCGAAAUCCAGCGCAAGCAAAGGUCCGGAGAAAUGGAAGUUCUCUUUCUUUGUCCGAGAUAAAUCCUCCGGAUCGAAUCCAAACCUGUGCUCGCUCGUGUCAGAAACUAAGGUACGAGAGAUCAAUGACAGGUUGAAAGCGAUUGUCACCACGAAGGCUCGUCUAAGCUUGAAAGAGAAUGUUGCAGACAUGUCCAACUUCAACAAAAAAAGGGACCCCACUAGUUCUCUUCUUGAGCCUCAAUUUUUUGGCAGGGAGAAGGAAAAAACAGAGAUACUUGAACUAUUGAUAAGUGAGGUCGAAAAUUCUGAUGCCACGCUGAAGAUAGUCCCCAUUGUUGGGAUGGGCGGUGUUGGAAAGACGGCCUUUGCUCAGGAGCUGUAUAAUGAUACCAAAGUAGAUAGCUAUUUCGAGAUAAGAGCGUGGGUUUGUGUGUCGGAUGUUUUUGAUAUUCUUGACAUAACAAAGACUAUUUUGCAAUCAAUCACCAGGUCGUCUUGCGAGCGUGAAGAUUUUAACGGGCUUCAAGUUAAGUUGAAGGAAAAUCUAUCCGGGAAGAAGUUUCUUGUGGUUUUAGACGAUAUCUGGAAUGAAGAGUACGGAAAAUGGACUGCCCUCUUAAAGCCAUUUGAAUCAGGGGCUAAGGGAAGCAAGAUUAUCAUCACGACUCGCAACAGUACUGUUGUGUCCAUAACAGGAGCUACGCCGUUUCCUUUGGAGGUGUUGUCCCUUGAUAAUUGUACAAGGUUAUUAGCCCUUCAUGCUCUUGGAGCAACAAAUUUUGAGAAAUACCCGGAACUUGAAACAAUAGGCAAGAAAAUAGCUGAAAGAUGUAAAGGUUUACCUUUGGCAGCGAAGAUGUUGGGCGGUGCCCUACGUAAUAAAAGGAAUCCUGAUGAAUGGGAAGUUACCUUAAAUAACAGAAUAUGGGGUCUUCCGAUGGCACAGAAGGAUGAGGUUCUCCCCGUUUUAAAAUUGAGCUAUGUACAUCUUCCUUCCUAUUUGAAGAGAUGUUUUGCUUAUUGUGCAGUAUUUCCCAAAGAUUACGAAAUCGAGAGGGAUGAGCUGAUACUCAUAUGGAUAGCGGAGGGCUUUAUAGAUGGACGAAACGCAAAGGAGAAUAUCUUGAGAUCUGGACGGAAUCACUUUGAUGAGUUAGUAUCCAGAUCAUUUCUUCAACAAUCAAGUGUUAACGCAUCUAAGUUUUCAAUGCAUGAUCUUUUGAAUGAUCUAGCAAAGUCAAUUGCGGGUGGGACUUGCUUUAGCUCAGGGGAUCCUCAGCAGGCAAGCAAUGAACAUGAUGCAUCAUCUCUUGAAAAAACUCGUUACGCAUCAUUCGUCUUACCGCAUUACGUUACGUCAAAAUGCUUGAGGGCAUAUCACAGAAUGAAGGCACUAAGAAGUUUAAUUCUAGUGCAUGUUGGAUCUAGUGGGGGCGUUUUCAAUAUUUCCAACAAGGUGCUACAUGACUUGCUAGCAGAAUUGAAGUAUUUGAGGGUGCUCUCAAUAUGUCACUGUUCCAUUGUAGAGGUACCGAAUUGUGUUGGUGAUUUAAAACAUCUUCAAAAUCUCAAUCUCUCAUACACUCAUAUCGAAAGGCUACCUGAGUCAAUUGUCGGCUUGUGCAAAUUACAAGCUUUGAUCUUAAGAAGUUGUCAUAACCUUUCAAAGUUGCCUCAAGGUAUCACAAAGUUGGUCAGCUUACAGAUUCUUGAUAUUAGAGAUACGAUGAGUCUAAAAGAGAUGCCGUUGGGUAUCGGUAAUUUGAAAAAUCUUACUAUCUUAUCCAAGUUUGUGGUAGGACUAGAUAAAGGGUCGAAGUUAGAGGAGUUAAAGAACCUGCCACAUCUUCAAGGAGAAUUAUUCAUAUCAGAAUUACAAAAGGUGGAAAAAGUUAGAGAUGCAGUUGAUGCUAAUUUGUUUCAAAAGCAAGGCCUUACCAACUUAUCCUUGCAUUGGGAUGAACAUUUGGGAAAUCUCCGGAAUCAUGAAAUGCAGAUGCUUAACUCUUUGCAACCUCACACUAAUCUUGAAAAUCUCACUAUCUCGUACUACGGUGGUUCAACAUUUCCAUCGUGGUUAGAUGGUUCAUCAUAUUCUAAAUUAGUGUCUUUGUGCUUGCGGGACUGUCCUAAUGUUAUAUCGCUACCCUCACUUGGACAACUACCUUCACUUAAAGAAUUAUCUCUUGAAGGUCUGCAUGCAGUGAAAAUGAUAGGCUCCGAAUUUUACGGAGGUAAAAGGCCUUUCUCAUCCUUAACAACUUUGAAGUUGAAAGAUAUGUUGGCAUGGAAGGAUUGGUUUCCUUACGCCGGGGGCCCAAAAGAAGAAGUCCCAUUCCCCUGUCUUCAGCAUCUUGUUGUCCAAAGUUGUCCUUCAUUGGUCGGGACAUUACCUUAUCAACUUGAUCAUCUCUUAGAGCUCAAAAUCUAUCAUUGCCCGCGUUUGAAUGACUCAACCGGUGUGGUUUGUCUUCCAUCUCUUCAUGAGUUAUAUUUUGAGGAUUGCAACAUGGAGAUCUUAAAGAGUUUCGUCAACCUAACUUCUCUAACCAUAUUGAAAAUUGAAAAUCUUGCGGAGCUUGUUUGCUUUGAUCCAGGGUUUAUGAGCUGCAUGCGUAAGUUGAAGGAGCUCGAUAUAGGAGGCUGUGGCGAGCUAACCUACAUGUGGCAAGAUGGAAAUGAAACGCGAAAACUUACUUGCCUCGAGAGUGUAGUCAUCGGAAAUUGUCCACGAUUCACAUCAUUUGUGGCGGAAGAAGGAGAGAUAGAGCUGUUGUGCAACCUUGAAAGGAUGGAAUUGAGGAAUUGCAUGAGUUUAGAAAGGCUUCCAAGCAAGAUGCAUGCAAUUAGACAUUUGAGCAUUUCGAAUUGUCCAAAAAUCAUGGGACUAACCAUUCCUCAAGAUGACCCCGACAGCAAUAACACGAUGUCACAACUUGAAUAUCUGGGGAUUAAUGAUCAGGAUUCUCGGAUAUCAUUUCCGUUUGCCGAGGGUGGACUUGCCGCUCUGAGGGAACUUUGUAUUGAGAAGUACGAGGGACUGAAAUCUUUGGCUAUUAGCUCUUGUAAGAAUCUAGGAAGCCUACCGCAGCGUCUUCACACGCUUGCCCAUCUCACUCAUUUGAGCAUAUUUAAUUGUCCGGUACUAGAGAUAGAGGACUUCCCUCCCCUUCCUCUCACCCUGUCGAAUUUCGCUCUCAGUCAAUGUCCGAAGAUAAAGUCUAUCACCAACUGUAACAUUGCCAGCUGUAAAAAUCUCACUGAAUUGGAUAUAAAUCGCUGUCCAGAAUUGGAGGUGGAGGACUUCCCUCCCCUUCCCAUGUCCCUAUCGAGACUCGUACUUUAUAUGUGCCCGAAGAUAAAGUCCCUACCAAAUGAGUGGCAUCGUCUUACUUCCCUCCGGUAUCUAUAUAUUACGGGUUGUGAAAAUAUCAAAUCCUUCCCCAAAGGGGAUUUGCCUCCCAAUUUGCAGUCGUUUUACAUUUAUGAGUGCGAGAACCUGAAGCAGCCAGUGAGAGAAUGGGGCCUACACAUGCUCGCUUCCCUCGAGAGUCUGGGAAUUGACGGAGUAAGCAUGGGAGGGGAGGGAGAGAAGGUGCGGUUUCCUUCGGAGGAGAACGAGGAGGAGGAGGAUGCGUGGAGUCUUCUCUUCCCUUCCUCUCUAACCAAACUUGCCAUUGGAGAGAUGAAGAACGUGGAAAGACUGUCGAGCGGUCUUCGCAACCAUCUCUCCUCUCUCCAAGAGUUACGGAUCCACGAUUGCCCGAAGUUGAGGUACUUGCCAGAGGAUGGCCUACCUCCCUCCCUCCAAAUAUUGUUUAUAAAAGGAUGCGAGAUUCUGGAAGACCGAUGCUCAAACCUCGGUGGCGACUAUUGGCCCCUCAUCCAAGACAUCCCUCUCAUCUACGUCGACGGCGUUCGGAUCCAAUGAAGUGAAAUCGAUCCACUUUCGCUUUCAUUUGCUGACUGCCGCGGUUCGUUCUUCCAUCUACGGUCAGAUUUCUAUGGGUUUGGGGAGUUCCGGAACAAAAGCUUCAAGCUCACUUGUGUUCCGUUGGUGUAACUGGAAAUCUUGCACUUCAACCAAUGUGUACCUUGUAUGAUACAUCUCCUCCCUCUCUGCUACUGUUGGAUCUGUAAAUUUUUUGUUGAAGCAAUUUUCGUAUGACAUUGUGAAGCUCUAUUAGAGGUGGUCAGAAAACCAGAGUUGCAUUUGCCGAGAUAACUUUCAAGAAACCUCACAUAGAUUUGCUUGACGAGCCAUCCAAUCAUCUGGAUUUGGAUGCAGUUGAGGCUUUCAUUCAAGGUCUGGUCUUGUUCCAAGGAGGAAUUCUGAUGGUUAGUCACAAUGAGCAUGUAAUAUCUGGAAACAUGGACGAGCUCUAGGUGGUUUCUCAAGGCAAGGUGGCGCCUUUCCAUGGGAAUUUCCAGGAUCAUAAGAAGAUACUUCAGUCCUCUUUGAAUCAGGCAAGUUUAGUUCUUGUCAUCAUCCAAGAUUGGUUCAAUGGGGUCACGGUACCUUACAAAACAUAUAAUGAGGCUUAGCUACAGAGAGAAAACAAAAAAGGACGUGGAGACGAUUGCUGCUGAUAUACAGGAUGUACUCACAGUUACAGCGGCCCACGUUUGUCGUUUGAUUAGGGCUCGUGGAAGGACAAGUCUAAGUUUUUGACAUUGAAUAUGCAGUAUCAUUUGCCAAUAGCUUAAAAAAUGAGUCUGGAUUGCAGUCCCGGUAUAAUUUAUGAGAAAUUAGCUGUAUGAAGAUAUUUUCCCCAUUUUUGAUGUUUGGCAUGAGUUGGAAAAAUUGGUUUCAAGCCUAACUUGUUAAUCUAGGGUUAUAGUGGCAAUCUUUAUCUGUAUGCAUGUUUUGACAUGUGCAUUAAAACCUGCAAUGUUGCUCUUCCAAUGGUUUUCGAGCACCAAAUUGUUCACCUCUUAACAUUGCCUUCUUUUCCACUCAGGAUGCUUCUUUACUAGCACUGGAGGUUUUGGUGAUAUGAGCACCCAAUGAAUGAGGUGAGGCCGGUUCCUAGGGUGGGCAGCUCUGGCCAAGUGUGCGGCACGACAUUCAAAAAGGGGAUGCGGAGACUAAGGAGUCCAGCAUGCCUAGAGUUGGGAGUGCUGCGAGCUGGUCCUCGCACUACUGAGUCUUAUGGUUUAUGGCCCUUUUUUGGCCAGGCCAUUAGCUAUUGAAUGGCCUUCUAUUGCUUAUAACCCAGUCACCCUUUCUCAUAUAUUGACAAUUUUCAGGCUCUCAUGGUCGUUUGCUCUAUGUUGAGAGUUUGAGAUGACAUUGCUUUAUGCAGCUGUUCCUGUUGCUUAUAAAACCAAGCCUUUACAGAACCUGAUCAUGCUAUGUGCAAUAAUAUCUUUCUGGCAUUUCAGUUAGCCAUCA